This is a messenger RNA of Oryza brachyantha (malo sina), 2236 nucleotides long. Its product is annotated as tubby-like F-box protein 13. Gene Ontology annotation, molecular function: protein binding. NCBI's taxonomy places the organism in Eukaryota, Viridiplantae, Streptophyta, Magnoliopsida, Poales, Poaceae. The record is from RefSeq and is a predicted model, not a curated record. The transcript has 5 exons. Bases 492 to 1817 code for a protein of 441 amino acids.
AUAUAAAAAUAUUCCCCUAACACUCGUCUCCUCUCCGACCACACGCCUCCUCUCCUCUCCCUUCGCUUCGCUUUCCACCCUCCGCCGAUUCCGGCCAUCUCCUCCUCCUCCUCCUCCUCGCCGCCGGCGACUUCUCCCCCACGCCCCCUCUCCCACUUCCUCUCCAAUUUACCGGCUGCCCCUACUCCACCGCAACCAUACGCUAUCGGUCGUCGACCACGGGCUCCAGCUGCGACGGGGAAGGCGCUCCUCGAUCCGGCGGCAGCAGCGGCGUGGGCGCUCGAUCCGGCGUCAGCAGCCAUCGCCGCCCUCUUCCACGAUGCGCCCCCUCCUCGUCGCGCGACCGUCACAAGGUCCUUUGCCUGAGUCAAUAGGGAAGAAAAUUUGAGUUGGCUGGAAUUACGUUGGAAUGUUGUUAGUGUUGUUGGCCAAAAGUAGAUCCCUUUUGGUAGUUCAGGAGGAGGAGGAGGAGAUCUCAGUUUUCAGAGUAGAUGUCGUUUCGCAGCAUCGUGCGCGAUGUAAGGGAUGGCUUUGGGAGCCUAUCAAGGAGGGGAUUUGAGGUCGCCAUUCUCGGCCAUCGCAGGGGGAAAUCUCAUGGUGCUGUCCAUGAGUCGCAUGACCCGGUUCCUGUAAUCCAGAGCACCUGCUGGGCUAGCUUGCCUCCGGAAUUGCUUCGAGAUAUCAUCGAGAGGCUGGAAGCAAGUGAGGCUACAUGGCCUUCUAGGAAGCAUGUGGUUGCUUGUGCGGGUGUCUGCAGAACAUGGAGGGAGAUGUGUAAGGAGAUUGUCAAGAAUAUAGAGUUCUGUGGGAAGAUCACCUUUCCUAUUUCCCUUAAACAGCCUGGACCUCGAGAUGGAACUAUCCAGUGUUUCAUUAGGAGGGAUAAGUCUACCCAAACCUACUACUUGUACCUCUCUCUUGGCUCAGCUGUGCUUGUCGACAAUGGCAAAUUCCUUCUGUCAGCAAAAAGAAACUGCCGUGCGACAUGUACAGAAUAUGUGAUAUCUAUGAACGCUAACAAUAUAUCUAGGUCUACCAACACGUACAUUGGAAAACUGAGGUCAAACUUCCUUGGCACAAAGUUUGUAAUAUAUGAUACCCACCCUCCGUACAACGCAACCAGUGUUUCACAGCCAGGGAAAACAAGCCGAAGGUUCUAUUCCAACAAGGGAACAGCGAAGCUUCCCUGCAGCACAUAUAACAUAGCAAACAUCUCAUAUGAGCUGAACGUCUUUGGAACUCGGGGUCCUAGGCGGAUGCGCUGUUUAAUGCACUCUAUCCCUUCCUCAUCUCUUGAUGCUGGUGGGAGUGUUCCUUGCCAGCCAGAUGGUGUCCUUGCCCAUUCCCUCAAUGAGUCCUCCUUUAGAAGUGUCUCCUUUUUGAAGUCGUCCAUUAUGGACCAUUCCAUGCAUUUCAGCAGUGCCCGGUUCUCUGACUUCUCAGUUGGAGAUGGCCCAAGGAUUGGAGGCAGGGAAUUGUGCAAUGAUGAGGAGUGCAAGGAGACACCUUUGAUCCUCCAUAAUAAGGCUCCAAGAUGGCAUGAGCAACUACAGUGCUGGUGCCUAAACUUCCGGGGCCGAGUAACUGUUGCUUCUGUCAAGAACUUCCAGCUCAUCGCUGCCACACAGCCUGCUGCAGGAGCCCCAACUCCAUCACAGCCUGUUCCACCACCCCCACCAGAGCAUGAUAAGGUCAUACUGCAAUUUGGGAAGGUUGCCAAGGACAUGUUUACCAUGGAUUACCGCUACCCGCUUUCAGCAUUCCAGGCAUUCGCCAUCUCCCUGAGUAGUUUCGACACCAAGUUGGCCUGUGAAUAGUUGUCAGGCCACAAGCAUCGUGUAUGCUUGGUUGAUGCCCUGAUGGUCUGACAUGCUCCUGAAUGAAGCUGACCAUCCCAAGUUUAGAUUGGGAUACCGUUAUGUUGUUGUAUGUUGCUGAAUGCUGAUGUUGUUUUAACUCACAAACACCUGAAACAAAAGGUUAUUUUGGCAUUUAGCAUAGGGUCUAUUUGGUUUGGAGAAAUUUCAUAGGAAUUUCAAGGAAUUGAACCGUUUCCUAUGAAAAUCCUGUAAAAUUCCUGCAUUCCGUAGGCUUUAUUUAUUCUGAUUUUGCUUUGUAAUUGAAUGUUAUCUCCAUUUCUUUUGCCUCAUAGCUCUCUGAGACGUGUAUUUGUAUGUGCAUCGGAUAAUUUUAGCAAAAUUCAUUGACUCAGUGAUAUAUUAACUGUGAGUGUUAA